This is a messenger RNA of Parascedosporium putredinis, 1566 nucleotides long. NCBI's taxonomy places the organism in Eukaryota, Fungi, Ascomycota, Sordariomycetes, Microascales, Microascaceae. The record is from the annotation of a GenBank genome assembly.
AUGUGGGAACCUCAAGCUUGGGCAUUUUCAGUCUGGUUGAACCGCGUCCUAUCCGCAACAACCACUCCUCCACCCCCGCUACAGCUCCCCGACGAGCUCAUAGGCGACGCCUACCCCAGCUCCAUCCCCCGCCCCGUCGCCGCCGAGCCCGGAUCCGCCGCCCGGAGCACCGCCCGCCGCGUAUCCCUGCGCAAGGGACGGCCGCGCAGCACCUCCCCGAGCCGCAGUCCCAGCCCCGACGAGCUCAACGAUGCCUACUACCAGCGCAGCGAGCGCCGCUCCGGCUCCGGUUCCGUGACCGCCUCUCAGUUCAUCGGCGGCGAUACUCCGCUCAAGGGCAAGAGCCCCCCGAAGCCUCGAGGAGAACGUCGCGCCCUCGCUCGAGGUCCCGUCACCAUCACCCUCGCCCUCGCGGUCAAGGUCCAGGUCGCGCUUGAGGUCGCGGUCGAGCUCGCGCUCCCCUCGCGCUACGAAACGUGCUCCCAGGGCAGCAGGAGCCAGUCGCCGCAAAAGCCCCCGCCCCACCAGCCCGUCCGCACCUCCUUCCGCCCCACCCUCACCCUGCGCGGCCACACCGGCCCCAUCUCCCAGGUCCGCAUAUCCCCCGACGCCCGCUGGAUCGCCAGCGCCUCCGCCGACGGCACCGUCCGCCUCUGGAACGCCGCGACCGGCGCCCACAUGGACACCCUCGUCGGCCACCUCGCCGGCGUGAGCUGCGUGACCUGGAGCCCCGACAGCAACACCCUCGCCACCGGCUCCGACGACAAGUCCAUCCGCUUCUGGGACAGGGGCAACAUCCUCGCCUCGGGGUCCUACGACGAGGCCGUCUUCCUCUGGGACGUGCGCGCCGGCCGGUUGAUGCGCAGCCUGCCUGCCCACAGCGACCCCGUCACCGGUAUCGACUUUUGCUGCGACGGAACCUUGGUCGUGAGUUGCUCGACCGAUGGCCUGAUUCGGGUCUGGGACACCUCCACCGGCCAGUGUCUUCGCACCCUCGUCCACGAAGACAACCCAGGCGUCGCCAACGUCUGCUUCUCCCCCAACGGCCGCUUCGUCCUCGCCUUCACCCUCGACAACUGCAUCCGCCUCUGGGACUACGUCUCCGGCGCCGUCAAGAAGACGUACCAGGGUCACCGCAACGAAAAAUUCGCCAUUGGCGGCUCCUUUGGCGUCCACACCCGCACCCGCCGCCCCGCCGACACAGCCACCGCCACGCAACCUAGCCAAGGAGACGCGAGCGAGCGCGAGGGCCCCGAAGAUGCCUUUAUCGCCUCCGCGAGCGAGGACGGCACCAUCGUCCUCUGGGACGUCAAGAGCAGGGAAGUCGUCCAGGUCCUCCCCGGCCACGACGGCGUGUGCUUCUGGGUCGACGUCGCUCCGGACCUCCUCGUCAGCGCUGGCCAGGACUGCGUCGUCCGCGUGUACAAGGACGGCGGGGCCAACACUCCCUCCCUCGCCAAUGGCUUGCCCGAGGCCGGCUCUGCCGCCCGCGAAGACGGGGCUGAACCCCGCAACCGGAUGCUGGUGACGAUACCAACACGCGCGUCCAGGAGAUUGGGGAAAUGA